GCGACCUGGCCGACCCCGUGCCCGUGGACCUCGGCGCGGACCCGUACAGCGACGACCCCCACGACCGCCACCCUGGGCUGAUCUUCCACAACAACAAGCCCUGCAACGCGGAGCUGCCCAUCGAGCUCAUGAUGGACGCGUGGGUGACCCCGAAUCCGGUGUGGUUCAUCCGGCACCACCACCCG
Prorocentrum cordatum is the source of this 185-nucleotide messenger RNA. The record is from the annotation of a GenBank genome assembly. NCBI's taxonomy places the organism in Eukaryota, Dinophyceae, Prorocentrales, Prorocentraceae.